Molecule: messenger RNA, 762 nt
Organism: Trichoderma gamsii
Lineage: Eukaryota; Fungi; Ascomycota; Sordariomycetes; Hypocreales; Hypocreaceae
Exons: 3
Coding region: 1-762 (253 amino acids)
Biological process (GO): regulation of transcription by RNA polymerase II
Molecular function (GO): DNA-binding transcription activator activity, RNA polymerase II-specific
Source: RefSeq, a predicted model, not a curated record
AUGGAUGCGGACAAUGUAAACGUCGACACGUCAAGGCUGCAGUUUGCCGACGAGCAUCCAGCCCUACAUCCACAGCUCCAGGAUCCAUUAUUCGGCAGCGCUCGCAACAUGGUGUUAAUGAACCACUUUUCUGAGCAAACUUGUCUCGACAUCGAUCUCGUUGCUGACGGCGAUGCACUCUGGCAGCGCGAGGCAGUCCAAGCAUCAACCUGCUUCCCCUUCCUCCAGCACGCACUCAUGGCACUCUCAAGCUUGCACAUAUUCCACAAGAACCCACCGAAUGCUCAGGCAUAUUACGCUUCCGCCUGCUGGCAUUCCACGCGAGCAUCCGAGCUCUUCCGCGGGAGUGUCCACACCAUCGAUCACAACAACUGGCAGCCCGUGUUAAUCUUCCUCAUUGCUUGCAUCAUAUUCAACUUGGACAUACUAUUCCUCGAUCAGGCCGCCGACUACGCCAAGCAUCCCAUCAGCCCCGCCUCUAUUCUGCUACUCAUGCGCUACCCAGGCUCGUUAAGCAAGCAGCUCAUCUCCCGGCUCGUCUCCGGAUCGCUCGCAGCGACUCUCCGUCGAAGAUACAGCUUUCAAACUGCGGUAGAUGAACAAGUCCUCUGCGCUAUCCAAAGCCUCGACGAUUUCUGUGCAGCCAAGAUGAACUCCAGCGCAGAUGCCGAAUUCUACAACGAUGCGGUAAAGUCACUCAAGCGCUGGGCUGAGUUGGUUUCAUUGGGUUCAAGUCAAAUGUCAAAUGAGCACCAAGAGUAG